Messenger RNA from Rubroshorea leprosula, 552 nucleotides. NCBI's taxonomy places the organism in Eukaryota, Viridiplantae, Streptophyta, Magnoliopsida, Malvales, Dipterocarpaceae. The record is from the annotation of a GenBank genome assembly.
AAGAAAUAUUGCAUUUCUAAGUCAAACUGGAUUCUAAUUUAGUUUCAAAAUGGCACUAGCAACUCUGAGAAUGUGCAUCAAAAACCACUGUUAGAUCCCAUCUUUACUUUUGCAUGCAAACCCACCACAAAAUCUCCGAUACCUCCCAUUACAAUCCAAUCAACACAACACCCAAAAUCUCUGGUACCUCCCUGCGAUGGUGUAUUCACAGACCUAGUUGCUCCUCCAGUUUGGGCCACAAGAAGUCGACCUUGGUGGAGAGACAAGCACCCAAGGCGAUGGCAACGGUUGUGACAGCAACGUGGGUGAUGGUGGAGGCGAUGGCAACGGCUGUGACGGCGACGAGCAAACUAAGGCCGAUUUAGCAAGCCUAAGAAAACCCAGAUUUGGGUUUUCAAACCCAAAUCCGGAGAGAAAGAAAGGAGAAGAGAGAGAGAUAAAGAACAAGAAGGAUGAUCUGAUUUUGAUUUUAAUUUUGGAGAAGUAGUAGGUUUAAGGGUUUUGAUUUGAAAAGGAAAUGAAAGGAGAAACAAAGAAAACUAUGAUUUUUGG